Messenger RNA from Ambispora gerdemannii, 2778 nucleotides. NCBI's taxonomy places the organism in Eukaryota, Fungi, Glomeromycota, Glomeromycetes, Archaeosporales, Ambisporaceae. The record is from the annotation of a GenBank genome assembly.
AUGUCAACGUGGGAACAGGUACGAAAGGAAGUCCGAGCCUACCGUAGCUCUGCCCAACCUACAAACCUAUUCUGCAUCAAAGAUUUCUGUUUUGACCAAAAAAACAACCGCGUCUACUUUUUGGCAACCGACUCCUCACGCGUAAAGACAUCGACGUUAUACAUGACGGGAAAACCGCAACCAUUGUCGCCGCUGCAACAACCGUUGGAUACCGAAAUUCGCUGCUCGAACGCCAUUUUGCAACUCAGCGAAGAUACCAAUCAGGUUAUUGCUGCUUCCUCCUCCCUUUCUUACAAGCUUUCUUUUGGCUCUAACGAAUAUCAGGUGAAAAUAGAAUGGAGCCCAUUACUUCCGGAUUCAUGGCUCAAAGAAAAGCCAACGUCAGAAUCAUUAUCUCGAGAAGAGAUGUUUGUGAAAGAGCGAAGAAGAAUGGGGUUGCAGGGUAUAACUAGUUUUCAGUUUGAACCUAAUAGUGGACAGAUAUUGUUCAGUUAUGGCAGUGGGAUAUAUUUAGGACAGGGAAUAGAAUUUAAUCCGUAUCCAAUAAUACCUUACUCGAGUUGUCCCGUGAUAUAUCAAAGCAGCAUGACCAAUACACCAUUACAACAUAUGUCACAGAUCAACUCUACUCCGUCUUCAUAUUCACCUAGUUCCUCCAUACCACCCUCCUAUUGUUCGACAUCUUCGAAUUUUUCUGCUCCUCCUCGGCUUGACCCCAAGCUAGGUGGACGGAAUAACAACUUGAUCGCCUUCAUACGCGAUCGAGAUAUAUGGGUAACUACUCUAGGCGGAUCCGAAACACAAUUAACAUUCUGCAAUGAUCAUGAUCCCGAUGGUUCCGCUGCUUUGAGCUGUGGCGUGGCAGAAUUUGUUAUGCAGGAAGAAUUCCACCGAUUCACCGGUUACUACUGGGCUCCAUCAUCAUCUGAUACUUACAAGAAAGAUGAUGCCGAACGAAUACUAUACAUACAAGUAUCUGAAUCAAUGGUGGAUUUAGUGGUAAUUCCGCGACCAGGACCGCAAGCUGAAAUGGACGAAUACCGUUAUCCUAGAGCUGGCACUCAAAAUGCUCUGUGUAAUUUACAAAUCGUCGAAUUUAUUCCGCAGUAUGAUGAUGAGGAGGUAGUCACAUGCGGCCCAACUCAUAAACGUCUGUGGGGAUCUUUUGCACUUAAUAAACUAUUUCCAUGGAUGGAAUAUAUUGUUCGGUUUGGAUGGUUUCCUAGUGGAAAUAGUGUUUGGGUGCAGCUCCUUGACCGUCUCCAACAACGAACAGCUAUUGUCAAAAUUGCACUCUGUAAUUUUAUGAGUCUUGUGGAAUACCAAAAUUGCACGCCAGAAAUCGAAGAAUUGUAUCGAGGAUUUAUCGAAGUCAUUUUUGAAGAGCGAAAUCAUAUAUGGAUAAAUGUAACCGAGAUUUAUUAUUUCUUCAACGAAGAUGAUAAUCAAUCCUUGAACAACAACACCACCACCACGAAUAAGCAUGAAUCGUCAUGGCCACACCUUAAAUCAUCACGCACAAAACUCAUAGUAUCAUCAGAGCGCAGCGGAUUCCGUCAUCUAUAUCUUGUGACAAAGCCAUCGAUACAUUCACCCAAUUAUCAUGUUCGAGCAAUAACAUGCGGCGAGUGGCCAGUUAUCGAUCGACCAAUUUACGUGGAUACACGACGAGAGCUUGUUUAUUUCAUGGCGAGAAAAGACACACCAUUGGAAACACAUCUAUACGUAGCAAGUUUCUCGGAGAUGUCAAAUCCUAACGAGAUAAUACGAUUGACCGAUUUAGGAUAUAGUCAUGUAAUUGUGAUGGAUGAACAUUGCCACCGAUUUUUAGACUGGUUUUCUAGUUUGAGCGAAAAACCGAAAUGUGGUGUUCGUUAUUUAGAAUGGGAAAAAGGGGGAAGAAUAUUUCCUAGUGUGAGCCAAAAGAAGGGUGUUUUCAUUAAGGGGGCAACUGAUAUUGAAUCUUUGGGGGAAAAGGGAGAUGAAAAUGAUCCAACUUCACCUAUAGGAAAAUUUUUCGAGUUUCUUGAUAAGGAUGGUGUGGUUAUAUAUGGAUGCGUAUAUCAUCCAGAUAAUUAUAUACCCGGUAAAAAAUACCCGACGCUAUUGAGUAUUUACGGAGGACCAAAAUCACAGAUGGUAACAAAUGAUUACAAGUUUCCCCGAUAUCUCCGUCUGUUUCUUGCGGCCAGACUCGGUUUUACCGUGGUAUUAAUCGACGGACGAGGCUCAUCGGAUCGCGGCCUCUAUUUUGAAGGAUACCUGAAAAAUCGCAUGGGCUCAGUCGAAUUAGAAGAUCAAAUCGCCGGUCUACAAUACUUGGCUGAGAGAAAUAUGGGUGUCGACUUGGAUCGAGUCGCCAUUACCGGGUGGAGUUAUGGCGGUUAUCUGAGUCUGAUGGCACUUGCACAGUAUCCUCAAUUCUUCAAAAUAGCGAUUGCUGGCGCGCCUGUAACACAAUGGGAGUUGUACGAUACCGCGUACACUGAACGGUAUAUGGGCAUGCCGUCAGAGAAUGUUGAAGGAUAUCGGAAAGGAAGUGUGUUAAAUUGGGCUGAUAAGUUUCCAGAUGGUGAAAACCGAUUAUUAAUUGUACAUGGACAAAUCGACGAAAAUGUCCAUUAUAAGAAUUCAGAGUUAUUAGUUUCAGCGCUAGUCAAAAUCAAUAAGCCGCAUGUUCUACAAUCUUAUCCUACAGAACGACAUGGUCUACGACACGCGAAUGUGGCAGAGCAUUUUGAAACAUUAAUGUUUUUUUGGCUGAUAAAUUAUUUAUAG